Aphis gossypii (cotton aphid) is the source of this 415-nucleotide messenger RNA. Its product is annotated as ATP synthase-coupling factor 6, mitochondrial-like. The record is from RefSeq and is a predicted model, not a curated record. Lineage: Eukaryota; Metazoa; Arthropoda; Insecta; Hemiptera; Aphididae. Gene Ontology annotation, biological process: proton motive force-driven ATP synthesis. Gene Ontology annotation, molecular function: proton transmembrane transporter activity. The coding region runs from base 1 to 309 and encodes 102 amino acids. The transcript has a single exon.
AUGUCGUUAUUAAAUUUAUUACAAAAACUGAAUGUCACUGGAUCAACUAGUCAAUUAAUUAGUAGUAAUAUGUCGACCUCAUCUGUGUUGAUGGCCAACGUUUCAGAUCCAAUCCAACAACUGUUCUUGGAUAAAAUUUGCAAGUACAAAGGAAAGUUUGAUUCCAAUACCUUUGACACUUCCAUUGAUAAAGGUUACAGGGCAGAUUUAGAAAAGAUUGGCAGACAGUACAACAUUGGCACAGAUGAAGAUCCUACAAAAUUUCCAACAAUUAAAUUUGAUGAACCCAAAGUUGAUCCACAAGUUUGAAGAUAAUACAUUUUGUGUUUAGGUUCUAAUAUAAGUACCUAGUGGUGUAACUAUGUAAUUAUAAGAUAAACUAGUUAAACUAGAUAAAGAAAUUGAUAACCGGACA